This is a messenger RNA of Ruditapes philippinarum (Manila clam), 1178 nucleotides long. RefSeq lists its product as uncharacterized. The transcript has 3 exons. Bases 284 to 832 code for a protein of 182 amino acids. The record is from RefSeq and is a predicted model, not a curated record. Lineage: Eukaryota; Metazoa; Mollusca; Bivalvia; Venerida; Veneridae.
UAAACUUUCAAAUGAAUAAAUAAUCCCGGUGUCAGUUAUAUAGAUCUAGUUUAUAUAUAUUGUGGGUUCUGUUGUACGCUAGCUGGGACUUUCAAGACACAAGUCACAGUUGUUGUUUUUUCUAUGAUCGACAGAUGAACUUGAGUUGUGUUUAUGUUUAGGUGAAUAUAAUGUUUCAAAAAUUAUUUAAAAGUGAACCCUAAUUAAUCAAAUUCAUUGCUAAUUGAAAAUUUGGUUUAGUAAUUUCCUUCACAAAGGCCAUUUGCACUAACUCAAUCACGGAAUGGGCAUGGGUAACAGGAAGCGGAAGGGCGGUAGAUUAAACAGACGCCGCACAAGACGCAUCGGGCCCAGCGAAGGCGCGCCUCGUUCUGGGAUCAGGCGCAAAAGGAGGUCGUCUGCUGGAAUUUUCAGCUGCUGUUGCGAAGCAUUAAGUGACCCCAUUGAACGGAAUCAAGACGAUAUUUCAGCUUUACAAAAAGCUCAAAAGCAGAUGCUGGCAUCUUUCAAGCUUCAAGCAACAGAGGUUAAUUUUGACCAGGAAAAUCCAGUCUGGCAUGCAUCUCAUGACCAAGAUCGGCAGGAUGAAGUUGACAGUCUGCAGAAGGAACAACUUGACCUUUUAAAAGACAUAGUGUUACAGCAAAAUAACGAGAGUGACCCGGAUGUAACGCAGGAAUUGUAUAAACAGCAAUGUGAACUUAUUGAACAAAUGCGAGACUUGCAGAGGGCAGGUUAUGCUUAUCCUGACGGUAUUCCAUCUCCAGUGAAGGCAGCGGAUCCAAACGAGGCUGAGAACGCUGAAGGUGUUGAAAAUACGAAUGUAACAUAAAUUAUCACCUUCUUUAAUCAUUACUCAGUUAUCAUUAUAAAUUGACUUCUAAUGCAUAUGAAUAGUACAUGUAUAAACCCACGGCUGGAAUUGUGGGUUUUCAAAAUGGACGCCAAAAUAGAUGGUUGUUACGUAUGGUUUGUAGCAACAAUAGAAUCGUCAUUGUCACACAGUGUUAAUUCAAUGUGUGUGUGUACAUUAGCACGAUGAAUCUACAAGGCAUUUUUUUGGCUUGAUAUAUUUUAAAAAUGUUUUAUUUGCUAUUUAUUUUUCUGUAUCUCUAUUUCUUGUAUUACAUGUACUUGUUGCUGUUGAUGUUUAUUAUCUAUUAAAGUGUUAAACCGUU